Fasciola hepatica (liver fluke) is the source of this 429-nucleotide messenger RNA. Lineage: Eukaryota; Metazoa; Platyhelminthes; Trematoda; Plagiorchiida; Fasciolidae. The record is from the annotation of a GenBank genome assembly.
AUGUUCGAUUUGUAUCGUUCAUAUCGCAUAUCGGGAAUCAAAGUGUUGUAUCGGUCGCAUGUUCGAGGUGCUUAUGCUCAAUUUUCUCGAUUGGAUGAAGCAUGUGUACGUCUCGGUGUUAUUCCAGUGGCCUCUGCCAACGAAUUUACGUCGGAAGUUAGUGCUGAUCAAUUACGUCUGAAGAAUUUCUAUCGUGAGUUAGUGGUUACGAAGGAUUUCGAGUUGGAUCGGCGUACUCUUUGGGUCGACAGUGGUCAGGAUGGAGUUCCUUCUCAACGUAAUCCCUGGUUGUCUGAUACGUCGAAAUCUCAUUACGGUUUGUUUUGUAAGCUUGUGAAUCUAACUAUCGAUUUAAAGUCGAAAACAAACCGAUGUGGAGUUCUAUACAUUUCCGUUUUCAUUAAAAUCCGCGAUCGUAAAGUAAAUUAA